Messenger RNA from Drosophila rhopaloa, 1997 nucleotides. Its product is annotated as nudix hydrolase 20, chloroplastic. Gene Ontology annotation, molecular function: 8-oxo-dGDP phosphatase activity. The transcript has 4 exons. The record is from RefSeq and is a predicted model, not a curated record. Bases 1051 to 1887 code for a protein of 278 amino acids. Lineage: Eukaryota; Metazoa; Arthropoda; Insecta; Diptera; Drosophilidae.
GCAAAAAAAAUUAAAAAGUGGGCAAACAUGGGCAAAAAAUGGACAAACGAUUAAGCUAUUCAAUUUUCGAAAAUUUUAUUUUAGUCGACCCAACUUCUGGUGCAUUCUUAUGAAUACAAAUGUUCCUUUAAAUCGAAUUUAAAACAUACAAAUUUGUAAGGGAAAUUAAUAUUGUUUCAAUUGAGGAUAUAUUUUUCAGAGGUUCAGAAAAUUUUUGUAAUAAACAGAGAUUUCAAUGUUGACAGCAUAUUCCAGAGUCAUGUUCAAUCCGGGUACUUUUUUGUGACUUGAGAGUGUUUUUUAGCAAAACACAAUCGGCUAAUUCCAAUACGUCGUUCAAAAUGAGGCCGCAUGUCGGUUUCGUCAUGGAAAAGAUCAAAUAGUUCAUUGAAAUUUAAAAUAGUUAUAAGUGUUCCCGCAUAAAAAAAAUUUCCAUCACUAAUCCGACUACAUGAAAGUAUGGCUCCGUUUAUACGUUAUUGCAUUUAGGGCCAAACUUAUUAUUAAUACAACAAAAAAUAACAAAGAACAUUUGGAGAACGAAGGCGGGAAAAUACGUAUUUUUAUUUUGUCAUUUGUUUGCAAUCAAAAUGUCUUGUUAAAACUGACAUUUGACAUGUACAUGUAUGAUCAAAUCAUCAAGACAGUCCUUGCUGCAUAUCAUAUGCUGCACAUUAUGACUAAAUAAACGUCUAAAAUUAUACCAUUCAACAUUGCCGAGGUUGUGCUUCUUUUAAUAAUGAUGUUAGAUUAUUUUUGUUCCCUUUACUGCUGUUUUAAUUGAUUAAGUUUGUUUUAAUAAAAGCUGUUUUCCCACGCAUAACACAUAUACUCGAGUUUGUUAUUUAUAACGGUCAAUCUGCAUAAUUGGGUUAACUCCAAUACCGAUAGGGAACUCGAGUAAGUUUAAAUCGGCUUUUAAACGAUUUCUUUCAGUUAGAAUCAAUGUGUGUUCUUGGUAAACUAAACUGGAAGAGGAUACCGCACGGAGCUUUUUUAAGAGGUCUGGACUGUUAGUUACCGACAGGCGCCCAUAGUUGAAAACAACAAAUGUCAACAUGUUUUCAAAAAUGCGACAUACGUCCAUUUGUGGUUGAGGGUCAACAAGUUGGUCUCAUUAAAUCAGAUGUUCUUAAGCAUCUCGAGAAGUAUCCUGAAGUAUUUUGCAUUCGUGACUGCGAGCAAACCAAACAGGGCUUGGUCGAGCUGAAUCCAGCAUUUCGGGACUACAACGAACGCACUGAGCAACUGGAAAAAGUUUUGCGUAACCUGCGUUCUGAGGGGUUGUUUCCCGCCUUACAGGGAUGGAGGGACGAGUACUUUGAGGUGAAAUCCGAGCGCAGGGCACUGCUAAAAAUGGAAAGAGCGGCAACUCCCCUCUUUGGUGUACGCAAGUAUGGCGUUGAUAUAAACGGUUAUGUACGGCAUCCGACGCAUGGAAUAUGCAUUUGGCUGCAGCAGCGUUCCAACACAAAAGAAACAUGGCCUGGAAAGUGGGACAAUAUGGUAGGCGGUGGACUAUCUGUAGGUUUUGGUAUUAAGGAGACCGCCAUUAAAGAGGCUGCUGAGGAGGCAUCAAUUCCAUAUGAUCUUGUCAAGAAUUUGGUGUCUGCAGGAUGCGUCUCAUUUUACUUUGAAAGCCGGCAAGGGCUUUUUCCCAACACCGAAUACGUAUUUGACUUGGAGCUGCCGCUGGACUUUGUUCCCCAGAAUUCUGAUGGAGAGGUGCAGGCCUUUGAGCUUCUCCCAGCCAAAGAGUGCGUGGAGCGUGUUUUCACUCCGGAUUUUAAGACAACUUCAGCGCCGGUGGUUAUUGAUUUCCUUAUCCGACAUGGGCACAUUACUGCAGAUGAUGGUAAAAUUGGUGGAUUUUACGCAAAUUGUUGAGCUCUUGCACGUGCCAUUACAGUCCCUUUACACUUACAGGGCGCGCCUGGAGCAGGCCAAGAAGCACCAGCAGAACUUGCCAGGCGAUGCCAGAAAUUGCCGCUGUGGAA